AUGCUUGGUUGGAUGCUCAAUCGCGGCGAAAACGCCCCCAAUGGAUUGGACGAAGGAGACACCACGCAAAUCGAUCAACCCGACACCCCUGCGCCAGUGUUUGCGGCGAGAGCUUUCAGAAAUGCCCUGUUUGGAACGCCCGCGAAUAACCGCGAAGAGCUACGAGCGAGGCCAGCCAGGUCCGUCACGAUAUCAGACAAAGGAUCGCGAACGCCCAAUUCGAAACCCCAGGGGAUACUACUGACCCCCGGGACUGGAACGUCACGACCCAAGCGCGUGUCGUUUGGUCGCGAUGUCGGAGGAGGGAGCAAACUGCUUGAAGAAUCAAGCCAAAUCGCUAUCAGGGACAUAAAUGUGCCAAAAAGCGCCAAAUUCGCGACUUCUUCCGAGACCGCCAAACGAGAACAGGCGGCAGGAGCCGGCGGAGAUGUGCCUACCUCUGACGACGAUUGGGAGGAGGACGAUGACGACGUUGACCCCGAGAAUUACUGCAAUCACGACAUCACAGUUGACCUGAACGAACCGCAUUCCCAGUCUGGACAGUACUGGAAGCAUGAAUUCGAAAAAUAUCAACAGGACGCGAAGGCAGAGAUGGAGAAGAUGCUCAAGUAUAAGCAACUGGCAAAAUCCUACGCUCGACAGAAGGACGCCGAGGCUAUUAACCUCGCGGAAAAACUGAAAAAUGAGCAGCAGAAAGUGAUUGACAUGGAAAAGAAAAUUACCCAGAAUGCUUCACAAAUUAUCUCACGAUUCGAGAACAAGUCGGAGAAUGCUUCGCCCGAGGUGCUGGCAAACCUCGCAAAGCAGACUGCUCUUGCCAAGGAAUACAAGGAACAGGUUCAAGACUUGGAGAAUCAGCUGGAGGAAUUCCUUGAGGAAAGACAGGAUACCGCGGAACCUGCUAUUCGACGAAGGAGAGUAGGAACGUCGCCCCGUACCCAAAGGACCCUUCUGGAGACACAACGGGAAUUGCGCAAGGCUAGGAAUCAAGCUAAAGAGCUCAAUGAUCUUCGUGAUAAGGUCUCAUCGUUGAAAGAAAGACUCAAGGCCGCGGAAGAACGAGCUGACCAGGCAGAGAGCGGGGCACACGGCGGAGAUGAUCUGCCAAGAGCUAAAGAAUUAAGGGCACAGCUCCGCCAAGAGCGAGAAGAAUCACGAAGAAAAGAUGAAGAAAUACAGCAGCUGAAGAAGGAAUUCGAGGCCUACAGAGAGGAAAGUCAGGCCCAAGAGAAGGAUAGGAAUGAUGUCCUUCAGAGGGCGCACACCAAGAUAUCGGAUCUUAAAAAGGAGAUCAAAACCCUCAAAAGUGGUGGUGCGGAUCCAAUCACAAGACAAAAUACCGACAAACAGGAUGCUCUAGAGUCUACAACUGGCACGGAUAUGGCCAAGCAACGUUCAAACUUGGCAGAAAUGAGAGCACGGCCUUGGCAAUCUGGAGCCGCGACGCGAGAAGUGCCAGACGAAGUUAUUUCAAGAACGCCCGAAGGCUCCCCUGGUAAAGGGUUUACUUCUACCAGGCAUCGAACUGCUCGAGAAAAGCCAGUGAAUGAUGAAUUCAAGCCUCGAGCAGCAGCCGAGGAUCCCAUACCCAUCGCCAUGUCUGGUGCGCUCAAUAAUCGACCAAAACUGGACAAGCCUAGGUGGCAGCCGUUCGUACCCAGGUCCCCGCGAAAUAGAGCUUACCUCGGCGAUGAGUUGGCUGAUCGUAUCGAGAAUGGCGGUGUCACGGUGACAACAAAGCCGAAGGAUAUCAAAGCCCCGGAUCUUCCUGCUCUUGCUGAGCUGAUUUCACGAUCUGAGAGGCCGCCAUCUAGAUUAAAGACGGACGCAGGCAUUGAUCUGUUGCACGAUCGCUUUGCUAAGCUUGGUGCACCGGAAGUACGCACUAAUAAACAAGAGAAGCGACAGAGUGUGACUCGCGAUAGCUCCAAUAGCAAGCUCCCACCAGAGCGACGAGCUGCUGCUCUAGCGCGGAUCGAGAAGCGAAUCGCGAUGAAGAAAAUGCAGAAGCAGAAUGAUUUUGACAAGGAGAAUGUACAGCCGGCAUAA
Molecule: messenger RNA, 2049 nt
Organism: Clonostachys rhizophaga
Lineage: Eukaryota; Fungi; Ascomycota; Sordariomycetes; Hypocreales; Bionectriaceae
Source: the annotation of a GenBank genome assembly